This is a messenger RNA of Pyrenophora tritici-repentis Pt-1C-BFP, 1443 nucleotides long. Its product is annotated as Asp domain containing protein. Gene Ontology annotation, molecular function: aspartic-type endopeptidase activity. Gene Ontology annotation, biological process: proteolysis. The record is from RefSeq and is a predicted model, not a curated record. NCBI's taxonomy places the organism in Eukaryota, Fungi, Ascomycota, Dothideomycetes, Pleosporales, Pleosporaceae.
AUGAAGUAUACGACCAUCCUAGUCCUAGUGGCGCAACUCGCGGCGUCAGCAGCGGCUCUAAAGCUCGUUCCCCGAGAAAACCCCGCAGUAGUUCGACUCGACACCCAGCGCCGAAAUGUCAUUAACCCAAUCGCCCACGACCAGUUACGGAGACGGCAAAGUGUUGUCCAACAAACACUCGACAACCUGGAGACGCUCUACUUUGCCAAUGCAAGCAUGGGCACGCCGCCGCAGAACUUCCGGUUACACAUCGACACGGGGAGUAGCGAUCUCUGGGUCAAUUCGGCCAAUUCAAAUCUGUGCGCCCAGGGCGGGAACCAGUGCGGCCAAUCGGGCAUUUACAACGCGAAUGACUCUUCGACAUACAAAUACGUCAACAGCGUUUUCAACAUCUCCUACGUAGACGGCUCAGGCGCAUCCGGCGACUAUGCCACAGAUACCUUCCGCAUUGGCGGAACAACAGUUCGCAACCUGCAAUUCGGUAUCGGAUACGUAUCGAGCUCACCAGAAGGAAUUCUCGGCAUCGGAUACACCAUCAACGAAGUCGCUGUAGGCCGGGCAGGACUACAACCCUACCCUAACCUACCUCAAAAAUUGGUCGACGACAAGACCAUCAAGACAAACGCAUACUCACUCUGGUUGAACGAUUUGGACGCAUCGACUGGAAGCAUUUUGUUUGGUGGUGUCGAUACCGACAAGUUCUCCGGCGAACUCCAGACCCUACCAAUCAUCCCCGACCGAGGAGAAUUUGCCGAGUUCAUCAUCGCCUUGACCGGCAUGGGCAUGAACGGCAAGAACGGCUCCCUCUUCGAAAACGACAAUGUACCCGUCUUGCUCGAUUCUGGCUCCUCGUUGAUGUACCUUCCCGAUGCUGUUGUUAGAUCUCUAUACUCGACUUUCAACGCCCGCUACGACUCUUCGCAAGGCGCUGCUUUUGUGGACUGUAAAUUAGCGGACCAGCAAGGUUCGGUCGAUUUCAACUUCUCCGGUGUCAUGAUAUCCGUCCCAAUCAACGAACUCGUCAUUGUAGCUGCCGUUAGUCGAGGACAGCCUGUCUGUAUUUUGGGCAUCGCACCAGCUGGAAACUCUGUAUCCGUCCUCGGCGACACCUUCCUUCGAUCCGCCUACGUCGUCUACGAUCUCGCCAAUAACGAAAUUUCCCUAGCUCAGACAAACUUCAACGCCACCACAGAAAACGUCCAGGAAAUUCAAUCUGGAACUGGUGGUGUACCCAACGCGAAAGCUGUUGCUGGAGCCAUCUCCACGGCUGCUGUCGGUACCGGCGGACCCAGGGUCAAUGGCCCUAGCGUCACCGGUGGUGCAGGUGGCAGCAUUAGCUCGUCCACGGGCGCAGCCGUGCCCUACGCAACUAUGAACCCAUGGGUCAGCGGUGCUGCUGCGCUAGCAGGCGCAGGUAUCAUGGUGGGUUUUAACGGGUUUUGA